AAUCUAGAACUGGAGACGCUUCGUCCUAGUUUUGUUUACAAACACGACCUACUUUUAUGUUUGGGUCACUAUAUAGGACAUGAAUUAACCAAGUAAGUUCGCUUUGUGCUUCGAUAGAGUUCUUGGAGUUAACUAAAUUAAGGUAUUUGUUUGACUGGCCCUCGUGUAAUUGCGGAGAAUGAGAGCCGUGAAGGAGGUGUACCAGGGGAAAAAACAGCGAGAGGGUGGAGGUUUCGUCGUCCGCCGCGCCCUUGGUGGAGCCACGCCUUCAUGUGACCCUUUCCUCAUGCUUGACCAUUUCGGGCCACAAACGUAUGGCCCGGGGGAGGCUAUAGGGGCCCCCGAUCACCCCCACAGAGGAUUCGAGACUGUCUCUUACAUUAUCACCGGUGAAACAUGUCACAAGGAUUCGCAGGGAAACUCUGGUAACCUGGGUCCGGGGUGGGUUCAGUGGAUGACGGCCGGAAGUGGAGUGGUCCAUUCGGAGAUGCCGUCUCCCAAGAUGCAGCGGGAUGGCGGCACCAUUGAGGGGUUUCAACUCUGGGUCAACCUGCCUGCAAAGGAUAAAAUGACAGCUCCGCGUUACCAAGACACUCCACCGGAGAAAAUUCCUGUUGUCAAGACAACCGAUGGCAAGGUCACGGUCAAGGUCAUCGCUGGAGAAUCGCUUGGUACUAAAGCUAUCAUAUCCACCCGCUCACCAAUGAUGUACCUGGACAUCCGAUUGACCCCGGGGUCAGAGUUCACACAGCACGUGCCGGGGUCGCAUGACGGGUUUAUUUACGUUUGGGGUGGAACAGCAACGGUGGGCACAAAUAAGAAGACAGUAACAUUCGGUCAGACGGCUGUUUUAGGAGGAGGGACUGAAAUCUCUAUCGCAAACAAGACUAAUGAAGAGUGCCGGGUCUUGCUUAUUGCCGGCGAGCCUUUGAAGGAACCAGUGGCCUGGCAUGGACCUUUUGUUAUGAACACGCAGGAAGAAAUCAAUCAGGCAUUUUUGGACUACCAAAGUGGCAAGCUAGGGAAGAUCCCGGGGGCGGCGGAGAGACAGCGACAGACGGAGGCGGCCAGGCAGACGCAGAAAAAUACCGGAACCUGGAACAGGAAGUAACGUCAUGUUUCGUUGUGACAUUGUUGAUUUUAUUGGUUUAUUUUUGUGCACUUUAUUUAUGUUUAGUAUCCAUGCAGUGACCGUUGCACGUGCAAACAUGUUAUUUGAUAAGACACUGACUUAGUUAUUGAACAACAAAAAAGUAUAAUGUUAUAAUUAUAUUCGAAAUGUGAUCAUUGUGUGUGUUGUGUUUAAGUUUGUGUUAACAUUUAUUGCUUAUGCAUGUUAUUCGUCAGUGUAUUGUAAAUGAGUAAAACAUGAUGGAUUUUUAUAAAAAAUAUUAAAAAUGAUGUUUGAUUAAAAAUUCCGUUUUCGUUUUAGAUAUACCGACUGCAAUGGCGUUUGUUAACACUGUUCAAUGUAGAUCUAUCGUUUAUAGUGAAAAUUGUAAAUAUUUUAAUCUCUGCUAUCAACAAGGGACAUUACUUGUAUGAUGUUUAUAAGCUUAUGGAUUAUGGUUUAGCCUCCCUUUGCGUAUUGUCCUGGUUCUGGUGAAUGGGCUUAUGUCCACAAGCGACCCUUGAAAUGCAAAUGUUCAGUAAAAUGACUUGUAAUUGGACUAAUCAUGAUUGCUCCAUCCCUGUUAUUUGAGAUGCUUACAAAAGAACCUAAGCUAUAACUGAAACUUCAUUUUUUUCCAACCAAUUUGUGUUGUUGGUGAUCCAAUAUUGGUUGGAAUCAUUCGAAAGGUUUUUGUGUGCACCAUCAAGCAUUAUUUUUACCGAAACUAGAUAGUAUAUAUAUAAAUGAUAUGUAUGUCUAUGCAUAUUAUAAUUUUGUACUGUU
Molecule: messenger RNA, 1897 nt
Organism: Mya arenaria
Lineage: Eukaryota; Metazoa; Mollusca; Bivalvia; Myida; Myidae
Exons: 9
Coding region: 179-1111 (310 amino acids)
Source: RefSeq, a predicted model, not a curated record